CACUUGCUCACGCAUACGUCUCCAACAUCAUGUCUUCUAAAGGGAAAGCAUCCGCAUCCGCCACAGCACAGCAAACGCCAUUCAGCUCAUCCGACUCGUCGUCGUCGACACCAGUGCGCUCAACCUCCCCAGCCGUGUCUACGUCGACCCUUGUUAAGCUCGCCUUCUUCACCGUAGCCAUGAUUUUUUUUCCUAUAGGAACUUACUUUAUCAGUGUGGACCGGUACUUUGAUGGCAACACGACGUAUGCUGGUAUCAGUGCUGCAGUGAUGGCCAAUGUGGUCCUUUUUGCAUAUGUAGUCGCCGCUGUUUUGGAAGAUUCUCAAAGCUCUCGACCCCCGAUUAACGUUAAAAAACAGCAAUAAAACUUUUUUUUUU
This is a messenger RNA of Lobosporangium transversale, 378 nucleotides long. RefSeq lists its product as hypothetical. The record is from RefSeq and is a predicted model, not a curated record. The transcript has 3 exons. Gene Ontology annotation, biological process: vacuolar proton-transporting V-type ATPase complex assembly. The coding region runs from base 30 to 365 and encodes 111 amino acids. Lineage: Eukaryota; Fungi; Mortierellomycota; Mortierellomycetes; Mortierellales; Mortierellaceae. Gene Ontology annotation, cellular component: endoplasmic reticulum membrane.